AUGUAUCUGGCCGAUGCUUCUGAUGCUACUUGCUGGAAGGCUUUCCCGACAACCUUGACGAAAGCAGCGAUGAAGUGGUUCAAUAGUCUUCCCCCUAGGUCGGUCACCAGUUUCGACGACCUCUCGCGAAAGUUCCUAAUGCGCUUCUCCAUUCAGAAGGACAAAGUCAAGCACGCAAUAAGCCUCUUGGGAGUAAAGCAGGAGGUCUCAGAACCUUUAAGGGACUACAUGGAGAGGUUCAAUAAAGCGUGCUUCGAGAUUCAAGACCUGCCCACAGAGGCAGUGAUUAUGGGCCUAGUAAAUGGACUUCGAGAAGGUCCCUUCUCCCAGUCCAUCUCGAAAAGACACCCGACUUCUCUAAGUGAUGUACAAGAGAGAGCUGAGAAGUACAUCAACAUGGAGGAAAAUGCUAGACUUCGAGAACCGAGUUGGCGACCGGGGCACUCUCACUCAUCAAAAGAGAAAGAAAGAGAGCCCAAGAAAAAAGAGGAAGUCGACCCUGAAAGGCCUAGGAGAUAUCACUCCUAUACCCCUCUACGAGUUUCACUGGUCGAUGUUUACAGGAAAAUUUGUCAUACUGAAAGGCUACCUCUCCCGCGACCAAUCAAGAACAAAAAGAGGGGGGAUCCACAAUGA
Messenger RNA from Arachis ipaensis, 636 nucleotides. RefSeq lists its product as uncharacterized. The record is from RefSeq and is a predicted model, not a curated record. Lineage: Eukaryota; Viridiplantae; Streptophyta; Magnoliopsida; Fabales; Fabaceae.